Molecule: messenger RNA, 2099 nt
Organism: Saccostrea cuccullata (small rock oyster)
Lineage: Eukaryota; Metazoa; Mollusca; Bivalvia; Ostreida; Ostreidae
Exons: 5
Coding region: 1084-1758 (224 amino acids)
Source: RefSeq, a predicted model, not a curated record
UGUAUUUCUUUUCUAUACAUGUAUGUAUUAAUAAUUUUUGUUCACAUGCCCCCCCCCCCCCCCAUUUACUUCUGUAUGUCCAGUAAUCAUGACUUUUUCACUGUUUUUGUAUAUAUCUAUGUUUUGUUUUUUUUUACUUUUAUAGUUCUUGUCCUGUUCAUGUCCAUGUUUUAUAUGUUUUGUGUUCGUGAGGAAGAGGAGGAGGCGGAAGUGGAAGUCCCUGUUGUGGAGGAGGUGGAGGAGAGAAGGCCCCGCAAGAAUCCACGGAUGCCGACCUGUGCCAGCACCCGUGUUCUGCGUUCGGCCAGAAAUCAAUGAUGAACAUUUAUUAAUUCAUUAUUAUUCAUAUAUACAUAUUCAUUAUUCAUAUUUCUAAUAAUUUUAUUUGCAUUUUGUCAUUACUUUCCUCUGUAUUCGGACCUUCUGUUGAUUCCUAAUUAACUGUCAAAUCUCUUUAUAAUCGCUGAUAUUAAUAUUCUUGUACUAUAUUUUAAUAUUAUUGUUUUCUUCUUAUGCGGAUACCUCCCCCUCCUCCUCUUCUUCACCUCGUAAAAAGUUAAAUGUGCAUUUUUUGUUGUAUCGAUUGAUGUUUGUUUUUUUUUAUUGUUUUUGGUGGUUUUUUCCAUACGUUUUCCUGUAUGUUUAAUAAAUCUUUCUUUUUUUCUGAAUAUUUUUUGUUUUUUUUUUAACUUAAGGAUAUCCGAUCCUCUGCCAGGAAGGAUAACUAAAAAAAAUUAAUUUUUAAUUUGAAAUGCAUCAAAGUGAACUUUAAUCUUUAACUUUAAUGAAAUGCUGUGGAUAAAUUAACAUUACUCUGUGGAUUCAGAGACACUUCUAUGAGUAUUUUUGAUUUCUUAACUGCUAAUUUUAUAAACCUGAGGAUCGGACUACCUUAAUGGCAUGCACAAAAAUUGAUUUAUGUGCAACGUGAUCCAUGGACAUGCAGUAACAACUAUUACUUUUGUUUUUUACUAGUUACACGUUUUUAAAAGUAGGAAAGGACUUGUCUUUCGUUUCUGGCAUUAAUUAACAUGGACAUUUAAAUGCUGACGCAGUUCAAAUUUUGCCUAUAAAAAGAUUCAAAUGAUUUCGGUUUUAUAUCUAUUUUCGGACGCAAUCCUACCUGCGAUAUCUCCCAGAUUUCUCCACUCACUUUUACAAUAUGGCUCAACAGCUGAUUACAGAAAUGUAAGUCAAGCUCUUUCUCUCUCUCUAUCUCUCUUUGUUUCUCUCCUUUCUCUUUCUCUUUUAUUAUGCUUCGAACUGUUUUUCAGGUUAAAAAAGAGCAGCGAUCUUAGAGUUCCUUCGGUUGAUUUACAAGACACUGAAGAACCUAUUAAUAUCAGCUCCGACUCGGAUCUCACACCUCCAAUUGGAUCACCGACAGUUGAAUCAUUAUCAGCAUUAUCGUCAUCUACUCAACAGUCUGCUUCUUUUUCGGCUACUUCCAGAUCUCCUACACCUGUCUCCUCUAGAUCUACUUCCCCGGAAAUAACAUCUCCUUCUCAAAGUCCAUAUUUCUCACAGACUGAUGAUGAAAUCCUCGAUGUUGAUUUAGGUCCCGAUAAUUUUGCUCUUUACAAUAUGCAGAAAGAACACGACCGACUCACAAGAGAACUGGUCUCAAAGAAAAAAAUUCAAGAAACUUUAAAGAAAGAAUUAAAUGAAAUUUCUACAGAGAUUGAAAAGAUAACAAAAAAAAUAGAUAUUGUGCAAGAGGAUAUGAAAGAAACAUGUAAAAAAUUAAAUUUUAAAUAGUAAAAUGCCCUUACUUUUCAAUGGCUGUCGUCCAGCGUUGGUAUUCAUCGUUAGAUCGUAUUUUACCCCCUCUUUUAUACCCUUUUCUUUGACCAAUACGUCAUUUUCAAAUUAAUUUCGUGAUUUUACAAAUGUUCAUUUGGGUUUUUUUCGUGUUUCGUACUUGUUUAUUCCAUAGUCUGCACGUAAAACACUUUCCUGUACAUUACUUCUUUAAAAUUUGUUCUUGUUCGUUUCAAAGUCUUCAUGUAAAACGCUUUCCUGUACAUUCGGGUUUUCUUUAUUUGUUCUUGUUCGUUUCAUAAUGUUCAUGUAAAACAUGUCUCUCUAUGUACAUUCGG